Molecule: messenger RNA, 1478 nt
Organism: Scatophagus argus
Lineage: Eukaryota; Metazoa; Chordata; Actinopteri; Scatophagidae
Gene: helt
Product: helt bHLH transcription factor
Exons: 4
Coding region: 578-1282 (234 amino acids)
Biological process (GO): anterior/posterior pattern specification; regulation of transcription by RNA polymerase II; regulation of neurogenesis
Cellular component (GO): nucleus
Molecular function (GO): protein dimerization activity; RNA polymerase II cis-regulatory region sequence-specific DNA binding; DNA-binding transcription factor activity, RNA polymerase II-specific
Source: RefSeq, a predicted model, not a curated record
CCCUGAACUUGGCGGAACAGCCUAUUAAAGGCUUACUUAAUUACUCUAAUGACACUGGACAGGCCUUAAAACUCGGACCGGGCUUGGACGAGAGUUAAGAUCGCUUGCUGGGAUUUGUAAACAGGCGAUCGUGUGAGAAACGCGAGUUGGAAGAAAGAGGGUUUCUUUUUUCGCCGGCUUUGUUUUCAGUGCGCACAGUGCGCCCCGCCGGAUCAGGCGAUCCCAACGCUCACUUCUUAUUUCCCGCCUGGGUUGUUACUAUGCAAAUAAUAUUCCGAAAGUAAUCACGUGUCUUUUGAACAGCCACGUGGAUUAACAAAGCAGGUUUGCCCCCCUGCUAGCCCCUGGCUUUAGAUUUUUACUAUUUCUUUAACUGAUCCUAAAUGCACACAUUUACCCAAAUGCAUGGCUCUAAUCCCAUGGAAUAAUUUACACCAUGAAUGCCAGAGUCCCUUGGAUGGUCCCUUUAUAAGGACCAGGUUUCGCCUCUAAUCCCAGUCUGCUUCUUCUCCUGCCAGAGCAACACACCUCUCCAGCUUCCAGCUGAACUGAUUUUAACAGCUUUGACAGAACGUCGAUGGCAUCUAAAAUGAAAGACAGGAAGAGAACCCCCAUCUCUCACAAAGUCAUCGAAAAAAGAAGACGGGACCGAAUUAAUCGUUGUCUUAACGAAUUAGGGAAAACAGUACCAAUGGCGCUGGCAAAGCAGAACUCUGGAAAGCUGGAGAAAGCUGAAAUCUUAGAAAUGACAGUUCAGUAUCUGCGAGCGCUCCACUCAGCGGAUUUCCCCCGUGGGAGAGAAAAGGGUGAACUACUGGCCGAGUUUGCAAACUACUUCCACUACGGAUACCACGAGUGCAUGAAGAAUCUGGUGCACUACCUCACCACAGAGGACAGGGCGGAAACCAAAGACAUCAAGUACGCGCGGAUUCUCGCCUUCUUACAGUCCAAGUCCCGUGUGGUCACGGAGCCGGUGUUCGGCUCCGUCGGCUCCAUGCCCGAGCCAUCUGACUACCUCAGCCAGCUGCACUCGUCCCCGGAGCACCAAAACCACAGUCCCUCUGACUCGGUGUACCAGCAGAGUCCGCCUGGACACUUUUCCUGGCACAGCUCGGCCCGCAGCCCGAGCAUCUCGUACCCAACAGUGCCUCUCUCUGCGCACACGCAGCAGCACGCCGGAUACUUGUCACCAGUGCAGGGACUUGAUCACCACUAUUUCAACUUCAUCGGUCACACACACGCAAACACGUUUAGUUUGCACAGUGCGCAACACGCCAUGUAAAUAGUUUUGUUUUUGCUUUUAUUUAUAUAUUUGUGAAUGAUGGAAAAAAGAUCCUGUACAUGUUGUGAAUAAAUAUUUCUGACUAAAACUCAGCGUGUUUUGUCAUCGUUUUCAUUCAGUUUUAGGUGGUUCAGCUGACGCUUUGAGUGCGUAAAUCCACAGAAAAACAAAACUAAAAAUGAUCACAGUCCUCCCA